Molecule: messenger RNA, 3936 nt
Organism: Siniperca chuatsi (mandarin fish)
Lineage: Eukaryota; Metazoa; Chordata; Actinopteri; Centrarchiformes; Sinipercidae
Product: ADP-ribosylation factor-binding protein GGA1-like
Exons: 16
Coding region: 179-2038 (619 amino acids)
Biological process (GO): intracellular protein transport; vesicle-mediated transport
Cellular component (GO): trans-Golgi network
Molecular function (GO): phosphatidylinositol binding; ubiquitin binding; small GTPase binding
Source: RefSeq, a predicted model, not a curated record
CCUGAGUGGAGCGCUGAUGUAUUGAGUGAGGGGCGGAGGUGUGUGCAUUGGCUGGUGUGUCAGGAGGGUGCCUGGGCGUGACUGUCACAUGUCGCCACUGUGACAGGCGGCAGUUUGACACCUUCGCUUCACCCAGAAAGACGCACACAAAUCAGCCUGUAAAUAUCUCUGGACCUGCAUGAGACGGACGGCAAUGGCGACCGGUGACAGCCAGGCAACUUUGGACUCAUUGCUCAUCCAGGCCACAGACCCAAACAAUCAGGAGGACAGAUGGGACUGCAUCCAGCGCUUCUACCAGCUCGUCAACCAAGAGGCUGACGGCCCACAAGAAGCCAUUCGUCUUCUUGCCCAUAAAAUCCAAUCGCCACAGGAGAAAGAGGCUCUGCAGGCUCUUACUGUUCUCGAGGCAUGUAUGAACAACUGUGGAAAGAGGUUUCACAGCGAGGUUGCCAAGUUUCGCUUUCUCAAUGAGCUCAUCAAAGUCUUAACACCAAAGUACUUUGGUGCGUGGACUCCGCAGAAAGUUAAAGACAGAGUGACGGAGGUCCUCUACGGCUGGACUCUUUGGCUUAAAGAAGAACCCAAGAUUCAGGAAGCCUACUGCAUGCUCAAGAAACAAGGUAUUGUGAAGAAAGAUCCCAAACUGCCAGACACAGUUAUAAUGGCGCCUCCACCACAAAGAACCACAGAAUCUGUUUUUGACCAGGAGGACAAGGCCAAGCUAUUAGCAAGAUUAUUGAAAAGUGCCCGUCCUGAAGACCUGGAAACUGCCAACAGACUCAUUAAAAGUACCAUCCAAGAGGAGCAGGAGAAGGCAGAGAAAGUGUCAAAGCGUGAAUCUACUCUGAAGGAGGUGGAGAGCAGCACCAAACAGCUCAGAAAACAACUGGACCAGCACACAAUCACUGGAACCUUGUUACAGCCGAGUGAUGACAUGAAGACCCUGUUCGAGCGCUGUGAUCGGCUGAGGCCCAGCUUGUUCCGCCUGGCCAGCGACACGAUGGACGAUGACGCAGGUCUGGCACAGAUCCUGGCGGCCAACGACGAGUUAACACUUGUAGUAAAUGCCUACAAAGAGAAAGUGGGGAGGAGAGAGUGUAACGGUGGAAGAGAAAGAAGUAAAAGUGAGGAAGAAAUGGAGGGUAAAAAUAAUGCUCCAAGGAGUCCCAGAGAGAUUAAAAGUUACCACCUCAUCGACCUGUCAGCACUGGACUCUCCACAGACACACAGAAAAGCUGAUUCACCACUGUCCUCUUCACCCAUGUUUUCCUCUCUUCUGGAAAGUACCUUCCACUCAGUGGCUGACCAGGACUUUAAUGGAUUAGAGUUAGAUAAUCUGGUCCCAAAACAGACUCAGGAGACUUCAAGGUCGUAUUAUGAAGAACUGUUGCAGCUUAAUGGAGACAUUCAGAUGAAGAAUGCUGAGCAGAAUGGAGGGAGAGGCCUGUUGUUGAGAGCCCGUGGAUGUGGGGGGAACGGUGCUACAUCAAAUGGGACUAACAUUUGGUCACUUCCUCACAAUCAGCAGUUUCCAGGGUCCGGAUCACUCAACGAAGUGUUGGGAUCUCCAGAGAAAUUGCAGGAGAGCUUGUGUCCCCCACAAGUCCUGAAAAACAUCUUUGUUCCAAUGGAGACCAUCAAAUCCAGUAAUCUUGAGCCAAUCACUUUAUAUGAUCAGGGCGGUAUCCAUGUCUCCCUCCAUUUUGCCAAAGACUCUCCACCGGGUCAUCCAGGUGUUGCUGUGGUCGUCAUCUCCACAGUGAACACAUCUGCCUUUGACGUGAAAGACUUCCUGUUUCAAGCUGCUGUCCCAAAGACCAUGUUAGUGAAACUUCAGCCUGCCUCAGGGACACACCUACCUCCUUACAACCCUCUUCUGUCUCCGCCUGCCAUCUCCCAAAUCCUCCUAUUGGCUAAUCCUCAGAAGCGAAAGGUGCGUCUACGCUACAAGUUGACUCUGACACAUGGAGACCAACAGCUGAGCGAGACCGCAGAGAUUCACAACUUUCCUGACUGGACCUCUUUGAUUGGCUACUAAAAACCUCUUUAGACUCGGAUUUAAAAAAAAAACAAACAAACAAAAACUCUGGACCUGGUCUGCACGGGACCUGAAAUCUCGAUUUUGAAGUUUUAAAGUGAAUCCAGAAAGAAAAACUCAACAACACAAGGUGCCUGCAGUCGAUCCUCAUGAGGUAAACAAACACCACAACAAUCAAAUAUUCAAGUCAAGUCUAUCCUUUCUGCAUUUUAUAACAUAGUAACAUGAUGCAAUAAUGAUUCAAUAAUCAUUUAAGAUUUAUAUUACUCUAAAAAGGUGAGUAAACUCUAUUUCACAUAAAAAUGUUAACAGUUCAGGUGGGUUCGGUACAUCCCUGAUUGAACCUGAUUCAGAUGUUCUGCUGUUGUCUUAUGACCGCUGCCUCCUGCCUGUUGUUAAACUGCAGUUUGAUAAGACAGUUUGUUUACUGUAACCAUGUGUAGUAUGCUGACAUGUAGCUUGUUACAUGACUGAAUAUGAAAUUUGGUAUUUAUUUGCUUUUGUGCAUUUGUGACAUUCAAAAUUCCCAAAGUGCCUUAAGAUGGAAGAUGUUUGUGCUUUUAAUAUGUAUUUAUUUUAAGAAUGAGGUUCCCUUAAGGAAUGUAUGUAUGCGUGAGAAACCUUUUUGAAGGAUUUGUAUUUGUGUGUAUUUUGCUGUGCUUUUUUUUUUAGGUUGUAAAAUUGCUGAUAAAUGUAAUGGUACCAUUACUCUGAUGUCACAUUUUAUACAAGUUGGUGGCCUGACAGCUCUAAGCACUGCAACUUAAAACACAAGCAAAUGAAAGAAAGAUCUUCACCACUAUGGCAAAAACAUAGGCAGCAUUAAAAAAAAAAAAGGGAAACAAAUGUAAAUAUAUAUAUAUUAUAAGCACAAGCAAAUUUAAAAAACACUUUUUCAAAUUUGACAACACAUGUGGCCUAAAAGAAAUGCGCUGCAGAUACAGAAAACACAAGCAAAUACAGAAAUGCUACGACUUCCAACACAACAGAAAUUUACACAGGACAGUAAAAACUGAUGAAUUACAUCGACUGCUCAAUAAUGAUGUUCAAAAACUAGCAAAGAAUGUUUAUUUUAGUUUUAACAACAGAUACCCACUUCACCUAUUUGUUGCCUUUUACUAAUUAGUACUAUGUUCAUCAGUGUUUACUGGUUGCAUUAUAUUCAGUUUGCAAUAUAACUGCCUGCAUGUUAUCAUGUAGUGGGAGGAAGUGGGGGCUCUUAUUGUGAAAAAACAGGAAGUUUUGUUGUUGUGAACAUGGCAGUCGCCAAUAAAGUAGUUGUUGGAUAACUUCAAAAGGUUCUCUUCCUGUCGAAUAACAUUGGUAUUUUCACACUUCCUCCCCAAUACAUGAGAACAUGUAAACCCUUACACAGGAAGUUAUUUGGCUAACUGAAUAUAAUGCAACCAGUAUUAAAAUAUUAUUAUAUUAUAUAAGCAUAUUAACAUUUAAUACCCCCCAGAAACUUCUGUUGUUUGUGACUUUCUAAUUUGCUUGUUUUAUUUUUUUCAGUCAUGAAGAUAAUUUAUUAAGUUGCUUGUGUUUUCAUCAAGUUUCAGUGUGUUGAGCUCUCUCAGCCACCGUAGAUUUGAGACUGUUGUUAACUCGAUCUAAGUUACUGUUAAUUUCACGACCAGAUCAGUGUUUUCUCAUGAGUUGUUUUAUACUAUGAAAAUUAUUAAUAUGAGCCCAGCGCAACAAAUCCAGUGCUUAAUCAUUUCUAAGUGUCAGCUUUAAACAAGUUCAAAACAGGCUGCACUUUGUCAGAAGAUUUCAAAGCCACUUGACUUAAAGCCAAUUUGAAUGUUUUAUUUGAAUGCUUGUCUGCCUAUUGUCUGUCAGUCCAACAGUGUGUUGCUCUGUCAAAUGUCAUCAAUAAAUACAAAUGCAAUCUGUAA